Psylliodes chrysocephalus is the source of this 1341-nucleotide messenger RNA. The record is from the annotation of a GenBank genome assembly. Lineage: Eukaryota; Metazoa; Arthropoda; Insecta; Coleoptera; Chrysomelidae.
CUGUCACAUGUCAAUUUUGUCAAAUUCAAAUAUGAAAAGUUCGCAUUUAGAUUUUUUAUUGUAUUAAAAAUGAAUAAAAUUUAGUAAUAUUUACAUUUAAUUAGAAAUGAAGGCAAGUAGUACACUUCAAAAUAUAUGUAGGCCUAAUUUAAAAUUAGAUUUUUAUAUAAAAUGUGAAAUGAAUUCCAAGACUUGAUCGAGUAUUUAAGCAAGAAACUCUAUAAAUAAAACUCAAUAUUAGUAAGGUAGCUAACAUGGUAGGUUAUACGAAGAAGUAUGAAAAUUUUAGUAGCACCGAUUACGUGUUAGCUGGUGCUAGUUCUGGAUUUAUAACAAGGGCGCUGUGCCAACCCCUUGAUGUUUUAAAAAUAAGAUUUCAACUUCAAGUAGAACCUAUAGAUCGUCUAGCAGCAUCUAAAUACCAGUCCUUAUUUCAAGCUCUCAGGAUUAUUUUACGGGAAGAAGGUGUAAAAGCUCUAUGGAAAGGACAUGUACCUGCACAAUGGUUAUCUAUUAUUUAUGGUAUGGUCCAAUUUAGUACCUAUGAGUACCUUGACAAGCAGGUUCAUUUAUUAGAAGUGAAUAAUCCUAGGUACUCAUAUUUUCUUAAUUUUGCUUGUGGCACUGUGUCAGGAUGUGCCGCAACUGUAAUUUCUUUUCCAUUCGAUGUUACAAGAACACGUUUAGUAGCCCAAUCUGAACAAAAAAUGAUAUACAAAGGAACGAUACACUCCUGGCAGAACAUAUUACAAAAAGAAAGGCCCCUUACUUUAUUCAGAGGCCUCCUACCUACCUUCUUGCAGGUGGGUCCCCAUGCAGGCGCUCAAUUUGCCUGCUACAAGUUAUUCAACGAUUUACACAAGAUAGUUUUUAAAAAUGAAGAGACGACUUUUUCUAGUAGUUUCGUGUCUGGUAGUCUAGCUGGCCUGUGUGCAAAAACCGCUAUAUAUCCGUUUGAUUUGGUGAAAAAGAGGAUGCAGAUACAAGGCUUCGAAGAGGGGAGGAAGAUUUUUGGAAAGCUGUUUUACUGUAAAGGGAUGCUCGAUGCUUUAAAAAGGAUUUAUCUAGGAGAAGGAGCCUCAGGAUUUUUUAAGGGUUUGUCACCUAGUCUUGUUAAAGCUGUUGUUACCACUGGGAUGUACUUUAGUACUUAUGAGAUGUCUUGUGAGUUAAUAAAUGAUUUAAAAUAGAACAAAUGUAUUCUAAACCCAGUUAGAAUAUCAGUAUUUCUUAGGAAAUUAAAUAUGUAUGAACAUGUGGAUAUCUGUGAAUCUGAUUAUUUAUAGCUUUAGCUUUAUAGCUUUAACUGCUGAUUAUGUGUAUUAAAUAUACAGAAGGCGA